AAUUACUCUUUUGUUCACAAAAACAGAAAUUGCUGGAAAAGCUGAACAGGUCUGACAGCACCUGUGGGGAGAAACAAGCGUUAACGUUUCGAAUGUAGUGACGGUUCUUUUGAACGCUUAUUCAUUUCUGUUUCUGUUUCUGAUAUUCAGCAUUCACAGUUAUUCCUGGACUCUGGAGUUCACACAGUAUUCGUCCACCCGUUGUGAAGCACCCCUCCCCUCCCCUCCCCAAAAGUUGACCACAUUACCUAAUAAGGCUGACGGUAGCUAAUGCAUCAAAACCAGUGAAAAUGUGGUCCAGGGUGCCAGAUAUCACAACAAUGUGAUUCUUUUUCGUGUCGCAAUUGGACUGCAGCAAAUCACAAGGUUAGUGGAUCGAGAGUAACUCCAAGAAACCGGGAAACUGGGAGAGCCGUGCACUGGGAGCAGCAGCGGCGUCCAUCUGCUCUCUCUGUAUAUACAUUGAUCCAAAGUGCUGCUUUGGAGUAACAAAAGUCUUGAUCUUUCUCCCUGCUACAAUUUUGGAGAAUCACCAGUUACUUCAGGGUAAAUAUCAGCAUUCAAAGCAGAAGAGGGCAGGCAUAUUGUUUAUGAUUUAGAUUGGAUAAUUAACCAUGGGCGAUGUUAAGAUUGCUCAAAAUGCCACUCGUAUUUCCAAAACAACGUUAACUUUGGAAAGACCCCAGGCUGACACCUACCCUCCUGAAGUACCAGCGUUCACACUGCCUCCAAGAAAUCUGCGGAUUCCCAUUGGUGGAACAGCCAAGUUUGAAGGAAAGGUGAGGGGACGUCCAGAACCUCAUGUUACAUGGUACAAGAAUGGACAGCUUGUCCCAAAGAAUGAUCGGUACAUUACUGAGCAAAAUACACGUGGAACCUUCAGCCUAGUCAUAAAACAAGUGCAAAAAGAUGAUGCUGGAAAAUACACAUGUGAAACUGCCAAUGUUGCUGGAGUUCGCCAAGUCACUGUGGAGUUAACGGUACAAGAGGAUACUGAAAAGAAAUAUGGAUGGCCUUCCAACACCAAUGCUUCCAGUCGAUAUUCUACUCCAUCAGUGGAAAACAGGCCGAGUAUUUGGGGUGAAAGCCCACCAAAAUUUAUCACUAAACCAACACGGCUGAUUGUCAAAGAAGGACAGAGCGGUAAAUUCUCCUGCAAGAUAACAGGCAGACCUCAUCCUCAAGUAAUCUGGCUGAAGGGUGAGGCAGAGUUGCAGCAAAGUGAUCAUUUCAACAUGUUUGAGAAGUCUGGGAUUCACUUCUUGGAAAUCCGAGCUGCACGGGCAGAGGAUGCUGGAAACUAUGUGUGUUUAGUAAUGAAUAAUUCUGGAAAAGCAAUGGCAUCUGUGGAGCUCAUACUUCAAAAUAUAUGUUCAACAUCUGAAAUUUCUUCGGUGCAACAAAGAAGCAAUGCUGCUAAAACUGUUGAACCUCUGGAAACUAAACAGACAACUGCAAAUGGCAUUCAAAUGGAAAAACAAGAGGCUAGUGCAGUCACUGUUCAAUCCAAGGAGAAUCUGAAAGCGGUGAAAUGCAUUCUAGCAGCCCCUGAGAAACAGAAGCCUGAGAAUGAAGAACGACUGGAAAAAAGAACUGAAGAAAACAAGUCUCAUCCAGAACUGAAGUCAGAAGUAAAAAAUGUGACACUCCAACAAAAACUUUUAAAUGCUGCAACACAUCAAGAAUCAAAAGUAGAAAUAAAGAAAACUCCAAUACAACAGAAAUCCCAAAUCACCACAACAGCCCCUACCCAACAGAAAUCCCAAAUCACCACAACAGCCCCUACCCAACAGAAAUCCCAAAUCACCACAACAGCCCCUACCCAACAGAAAUCCCAAAUCACCUCAACAGCCUCUACCCUACAGAAAUCCCAAAUCACCACAACAGCCCCAUCUCUACAGAAAUCCCAAAUCACCACAACACCCUCUACCCUACAGAAAUCCCAAAUCACCACAACAGCCUCUACCCUACAGAAAUCCCAAAUCACCACAACAGCCCCUACUCUACAGAAAUCCCAAAUUACCACAACAGCCUCUACCCUACAGAAAUCCCAAAUCACCACAACAGCCCCUACUCUACAGAAAUCCCAAAUCACCACAACACCCUCUACCCAACAGAAAUCCCAAAUCACCACAACAGCCCCUACCCUACAGAAAUCCCAAAUCACCACAACACCCCCUACCCAACAGAAAUCCCAAAUCACCAUAACAGCCCCUACCCUACAGAAAUCCCAAAUCACCACAACACCCUCUACCCAACAGAAAUCCCAAAUCACCACAACAGCCCCCAUCCUACAGAAAUCCCAAAUCACCACAACAGUCCCCACCCAACAGAAAUCCCAAAUUACCACAACAUCCUCCAUCCUACAGAAAUCCCAAAUCACCACAGCAGCCCCCACCCUACAGAAAUCACAAAUCACCACAACAGCCCCCACCCUACAGAAAUCCCAAAUUACCACAACAUCCUCCAUCCUACAGAAAUCCCCAAACACCAAAACUGACCCCACCCUACAGAAAUCCCAAACUACUCCUCCAGCUCCCACCGUACUGAAAACCCAAACUGCUACAUCCUCCAUCCAAGAGAAAGCUCAAAUCUUUACAAGAACUUCCACCCAACAGAAUACCCAAAAAAUUCCAACAGGCCCUACCGAACAGAAAGCACCAAGUUUGAUAACAAACCAGAAAUCUAAGCGUACUCUCAUACUCCAAUCACACAAGGUGGAGGAACCAGCAAUUAUUGAAAGAAAAGAGGAGCCGGCAGGGCAGAUGGAAGAAUGUCCGACGGUUAUCCCACAGUUGAAUGUUGAAGGUUGCAGAACUAUGCAGCAUUCACAAACAGGAGCUGGGAAACUGCAAGCAGAAAGCAGAAAGAUUGCAGAACAAAAAUCAAUAACCAGAGGAUCACCUCCUGAUUUUCUUAUUUAUCCUCAAAGUCAGACAGUGCUGGUGGGCAAAGAGGUUAUAUUCAGAUGUAAAAUUACAGGAAAUCCAAAACCAGAAGUGAAGUGGACAAAAAAUGGAGUUUUACUGAAUCAAACAGGUGGUCUUGAAAUGUAUGAAAAGGAUGGGAUUCAAUUUCUUUGCAUUAGCAGCGUAAAUAUGGCAGACAGUGGCUCAUACAGCUGCACAGUCACAAACCGCAGAGGCCAGCUUUCCAGGAAUUGGACAUUAAGUGUUACAGGCUCCAAGGAAGAGGAGGUACCACCAUUUUUCACUAACGUAUUGAAGGAAUGCAGAGUGAGCGAGGGUGAGGAUUUUGUUCUGCAGUGCUCAGUGGACGGCAAACCUCAGCCUCGGAUUACCUGGCUUGUGAAUGAUACACCCAUUCAGUAUGCUCACAGCUCAUUUGAAAAUGAUAUUGCAAAACUCUAUAUACAAGAUGCUUUGCCAGAAGAUGAUGCUAUUUAUACCUGUGUAGCAGAAAACAAAUUUGGAAGGACAUCUUGCUGUGCUAAAGUGACAGUUAAAGAAAAGAAGACUGCCAAGAAGACUGAGAAUACGAGUGUUGAAGAAUCCAAAAGGACAUUUGCCCCGAUCAUCCUGAAGGAGUUGACUGACCUGCAGGUUAUGGAUGGUAGCCAAGUAAGAAUGACAGUGGAAGUGGCAGGUAAUCCACCUCCAGAAAUUAUCUGGCUCCAUAAUGGGAAAGAAAUUCAGGAAUCAGAAGACUUUCAGUUUGAGAAGAAUGGAAACGAAUUCAGUCUUUUUAUUCAGGAGGUUUUUCCUGAAGAUACAGGAAAGUAUACAUGUGAAGCUUGGAAUGACUAUGGGGAAGCGCAGUCACAGGCAAUACUCACUGUGCAAGAGCCCCAGGAUGGGAUACAACCCUGGUUCAUCAGCAAGCCGAAGGCUGUGACUUCGACUUUAGGGGGACAUGCCCUCAUUUCAUGUGCCAUCGCUGGAGAUCCAUUCCCAACUGUGCAGUGGUUGAAAGAUGGGAAGGAGGUUAUCAUUGAUGAAGGCUGCAAAGUCCUCCAAAAUGAGGAUGUGUUUACACUGUUCAUCAAGAAUGUCCAGCUUCAUCAUGCUGGGCAAUAUGAAAUAAGGCUGAAAAACCAAGUUGGCAAGUGUAGCUGCCACGUGUCUCUACUGGUCAAAGAAUGCUCCCUUUCCAGAGAAGAAGCCAAGGAAGAUAAGGAGCAAUUGAAUGCCAGCAUCGUUGAAGCGAAGGAGUCCAGUGGUGAUGGCAUAGAGAGUUUUGUGAGACCAAACAGUGCCAAAAAGAGCAUAGCUGAAACAAAAGGAAACACAGAGGAGGAGAAAACAUUCCGGGGGGUGCUUAGGAGAAAAGUUGAAACCAAAGAACAGUCAGCAGAGCAACUCAAACAGCAAGAGGCUGAGCAAAAAGACUUCCGUUGCGUGCUGGGGAAAAAAGUGAUCACCAAAAGCUUUUCUGAGGAAGAAUUGAAGGAACAAUCAGCAGAACAAAUGAACUUCCGAGACUCACUUUCCAGACAUGUUAAAACAACUAAUGCAUUUGAAGAAGAGAAAAAGAUUUCUAGUCCCCAGCAGGUGGAUUUUCGGGCAGUACUCGGUAAGAAGAACUGUCCUAAAAUAUCACAAGACAUGAUCACACUAAAGCAAAUGCAGCCUGACAUCAGGAGUGCUCUAAGCGCAGAGAAACAAGAUUCAACUGGCAAAGAUGCUAAUAAUGACGCUGGAAGCCUUCAACCUGUAAAAGUGGACUUAAAUGAUAAUGGCGAUUGUAAAAAUGGAUGUUCAUGUAUCGAUGGUGGAGUAAUUGAUCAGAAAUCCGAAAGCACAGGAAAUGCACCUGUUUUUAAGGAAACAUUAAAAGAUACUCAGGUAGUAGAUGGUGAACGUUUAUUGUUGCAGUGUCGAGUUACUGCUGAACCAGCUCCAAUCGUCACCUGGACUAUAAAUGGAAAGGCCAUCAAGUCAUCCAAGUUCAUUAAUAUAUCACAAGAAGGAUCACUUUGUACCCUUGCAAUUGAGGAGGUCCUGCCUGAAGAUGAAGGCCUUUACAAGUGCAUAGCUGAGAAUUCUGCAGGGAAAAUGGAAUGUUCUUGCUCAGUCACUGUGGCUGAUGCAGCUGCCCUGAAGACUCCCCAAACUGCUGAGAAAACAUCAAAGAAGGCGAUGUCCACCCUUAGUCCCACUUCAGACGGUGUUCAGGCCACCAUAAAAAAGAAACCAACUCCAAAAACUCCUCCCAAACCAGCUAUUCCACCACAGAUACUUCAAUGUCCAGGAAGCAUGAAAGUCCGUGCAGGAGAAUCUGUGGAACUGCUUUGCAAGCUCACCGGAACACAACCACUCAGCUAUACAUGGCUAAAGUUUAGAAAACAGAUUAAGGAAAGUGAUCACAUAAAAAUAGAGAAUACAGACAUCAGCAGUAAGCUAAUCAUCUCUUCAGCUAAGCAUGAAGACUGUGGCUGUUACAAUUUACUUGUAGAAAAUAAGUUCGGAAGCAAACAAGUUCAAGUUAACCUCACAGUUGUCGACAGACCUGAACCACCAGCUGGAAAACCAUGCUCUUCUGAUAUUCGUAAUUCUACCCUGACCCUGUCGUGGUAUGGUCCCACAUACGAUGGUGGGAGUAUUGUUCAAUCCUACAAUGUGGAAACUUGGAAUUCCGUGGAGACACAAUGGACAAAUCUAACUACCUGUCGCAGCACAUCCUGCACAGUGUGUGAUCUAAAUCCUGACAAAGAAUACAAAUUCCGUGUUCGAGCUGUAAAUGUUUAUGGAACUAGCGAACCAAGUCAAGAAUCUGAUUUGGUCAGAUUGGGGGUCAAAGAAGAUCGCAAAGAUGAAGCUGAUCUGUCUGACGAUGAUGAAAAAGAAGGUGAACCAGAUUAUCGUGAUGUUAACAUCAACACAAGUGAGAAGGUUGCAGAAUAUUAUGAUAUAUUGGAAAAAAUAGGAACGGGAAAAUUUGGACAAGUUUUUAAACUUGUUGAAAAGAAAACUAGAAAAGUUUGGGCAGGAAAGUUUUUCAAGGCCUUUUCCGCGAAAGAUAAAGAAAAUGUAAGGCAAGAAAUCAGUAUUAUGAAUUGUCUGCACCACCCAAAGCUUGUUCAAUGUGUUGAUGCCUUUGAAUCCAAGUCAGACAUAGUUAUGGUCCUGGAAAUAGUUUCAGGUGGGGAGUUAUUUGAGAGAAUAAUCGAUGAGGACUUUGAGUUGACUGAGAGAGAAUGCAUCAAAUAUAUGCUACAAAUUAAUGAAGGUGUGCAGUUCAUCCACAAACAGGGGAUUGUACAUCUGGACUUAAAGCCAGAAAACAUCAUGUGUGUCAACAAAACAGGAGCAAGGAUAAAACUUAUUGAUUUUGGACUUGCAAGAAGAUUAGAAAGUGCAACAUCAUUAAAGGUUCUAUUUGGUACACCUGAAUUUGUGGCUCCUGAAGUUAUCAACUAUGAACCAAUUGGGUAUGCAACAGAUAUGUGGAGCAUAGGAGUCAUCUGCUAUAUCUUGGUCAGUGGACUGUCUCCAUUCAUGGGUGAUAAUGACAAUGAAACUCUUGCCAAUGUAACAUCUGCUACCUGGGACUUUGAUGAUGAUGCUUUUGAUGAAAUUUCUGAUGAUGCCAAAGACUUCAUCAAUCACCUUCUGAAAAAAGACAUGAAACAUCGUAUGAACUGUGAUCAGUGCCUUGAGCAUAAGUGGCUGAAAAAAGAUGUUAACAACAUGGCAGUGAAAAAACUUUCAAAGGAAAGAAUGAAGAAGUACAUGGCCAGGAGGAAAUGGCAGAAAACAGGACAUGCAGUCAGAGCAAUAGGACGGCUGUCUUCUAUGGCAAUGUUAGCUGGUCUGAGUGGGAGGAAGACUUCACUGGGAAAUGCGCCCACCAGUCCUCCAGAUUCUGCUGAAAAGCCAGAAGCCGAAGCUGAUGAAGCCAAGAUGCUUCUUGAGGCAGUUUCCGAAGAACGGCAAAGUUUUAAGCCUUAUUUCUCCAAGACUUUUGAAGACACUGAAGUUGUUGAAGGGAGUGCUGCUCGCUUUGACUGCAAGAUUGAGGGCUACCCAGAUCCUGAAGUUAUGUGGUUCAAGGGUGAACAGCCCAUCAAGGAGUCUCGCCACUAUCAAAUUGAAUAUGAUGAAGACGGAAACUGUUCAUUGAUUAUUUCUGAUGUAUCUGCACAUGAUGAUGGCAAAUAUACUUGCAAGGCCAUCAACAGCCUAGGAGAGGCAACCUGGACAUCCGAGCUCAUUGUGGAAACAAUGGAAGAAGGCGGGAUGAGUAACACUGAAUCAAAUUAAAAGUGUUACUUGUUAGGAGGUGCAUUUGUCUGUUGUUAGAUUCUAUACUGCUAGAACUCAUGUGAAAUGAGUUGACUACUCAAAGUUCUUUGUUAAUUUCCAAGGAAUGGAAGGUGUUUAUGGAUAUAUGUAUUCUAUACCUAUGAAAUCACCGUAGAAUAUUGCAGUUGUGUGCAGAAAUUUAAGAUUAGAAUCCACACACUUACCUAACGAUGAUAUAUUUCCAUGUGAACACCACAGCAUAUGUACUAUAUUUUAAUGGUUCAACUUCACCCACAUUUACCAAUUUAGAGCAAUAAUCACUUCCUUUCUCAGAGGAUUUUCAAAUUCCUUGGACUCAGUGCUUCUAAGAGAAAGUGAGGACUGCAGAUGCUGGAGAUCAGUGCUGAAAGUGAGUU
This is a messenger RNA of Hemiscyllium ocellatum (epaulette shark), 7621 nucleotides long. Its product is annotated as myosin light chain kinase, smooth muscle-like. The coding region runs from base 615 to 7223 and encodes 2202 amino acids. Gene Ontology annotation, biological process: protein phosphorylation. Lineage: Eukaryota; Metazoa; Chordata; Chondrichthyes; Orectolobiformes; Hemiscylliidae. The transcript has 33 exons. Gene Ontology annotation, molecular function: ATP binding; protein binding; protein kinase activity. The record is from RefSeq and is a predicted model, not a curated record.